Messenger RNA from Solanum tuberosum (potato), 2361 nucleotides. RefSeq names its product zinc finger BED domain-containing protein RICESLEEPER 2-like. Gene Ontology annotation, molecular function: protein dimerization activity; DNA binding. The transcript is spliced from 4 exons. NCBI's taxonomy places the organism in Eukaryota, Viridiplantae, Streptophyta, Magnoliopsida, Solanales, Solanaceae. The record is from RefSeq and is a predicted model, not a curated record. Bases 97 to 2145 code for a protein of 682 amino acids.
CCAAACUAAGUUCUGCCUUCUGCGCGAGUGAAGAGUGAAGAAUAGCCGCAAGUCCGCGACUAUGCGAGGCGGCGAGCUCAGCCAUCGACCUGAAGAAUGACAGAAAUCGGAAGUAAGAUAAGUGAAAGUGGGGCUUCAAAUGAUACCAUACAUAAUACUUCAUCUCCGAAUGAAGUUGAAGUUGACAUUGAAGCUUCAAAGAAAAGAAAAGCCAUGGAACCUAGGGCUGCUUGUUGGAAGCAUUUUGAGAAAUUCAUCGAUGAAGAUGGAGCUACUAAAGCAAAAUGUAAUUAUUGUGGAAAAACGUAUGCUGCUGCUACAAAAGGUAAUGCUACUUCCGCUAUGAAUAACCAUAUGACUAAAAAAAAGUGUCCUAACUUUCCCUCUACCGAAGAUUAUGGUCAGAAAUUAAUAAAUUUUUUACCAUCUUCAACGGGAGCAAAGGAAGGGGUGAUUAGCACUUGGAAAUUUGAUCAAGCACAAAGUAGAAGAGCUUUAGCUCAAAUGAUAAUUGUUGACGAGUUGCCAUUUAGUAUUGUUGAGAAGGAAGGUUUUAGGAAUUUCAUGAAAGUUACAGUGCCACAAUUUCAUAUUCCUUCUCGUAGAACUUUGACAAGGGAUUGUUAUGAACUUUAUAGUGAAGAAAAAAAACUCUUGAAGAAGUCUUUCAAAGAAGCACGUCCAAAAGUUUGUCUUACGACAGAUACUUGGACGUCAAUUCAAAGAAUCAACUACUUGUGUCUAACAGCCCACUUUAUAGAUAGAAAUUGGACUUUGCAUAAACGAAUUAUAAAUUUUUGUCCUAUUUCCAGUCAUAAAGGUGAUGAUAUGGCAGCUUCCAUUACUCAUUGUUUGCUUGAUUGGGGUUUGGAUAAUGUGUUUACCAUAACAGUUGAUAAUGCUAGUUCCAAUAGUGUUACUGUUAAAGAAAUAUCUAAGCAACUGACUAAUUGGGGAACUAACAUAAUGGAGGGUCAGCAUCUUCAUGUGAGGUGUAUGGCACAUAUUCUUAAUCUUAUUGUGCAAGAUGGGUUGAAGGAAGUUGGUCAGUCAGUCAAGCGAGUGAGGCAAGCCGUGAAAUACAUUAGACAAUCUCCUGCAAGAAUUAAAAAAUUUAAAGAAUGUUGUGAAUCUCAAUUGAUAACUUAUAGUUUUUAUGAUAUUGGGUUUCUUGAUUAUCUCCGUACCCAUGAUUGUGAAGAUGGAACUAAAGCAGGUGUCCUCACUAGUGUUGAUUGGGAAAAUGUGAGGUCAAUGAUUAAGUUUCUUGAAACUUUUUAUACACUUACUUUGAAGGUCUCUGGUUCAAAGUAUGUUACAAAUAAUGUGCACUUUGUGGAAAUUGCUGAGCUUGAUCUUAUUUUGAAAGAGAUGACAGAAAAUGAAGAUUCUAAUUUGAAAAAAAUGGCAGAAAGUAUGAGAGACAAAUUCAGAAAAUAUUGGGGAGAACCAGAUAACAUGAACAAAAUGAUUUUUAUAUCAGUUGUGUUGGAUCCUCGAAACAAGCUUGAUUAUGUUCGUUUUGCAAUUGGUGAUAUGUUUGGAAAAACAAUUGGGGAGCCACUUGCUGAUGCAGUGGAUAAAUACAUGAAAGCUUUGUUUGAUCAUUAUGUUAAGAAAUCAUCAAAAGUCUCUUUAUUUUCAUCAUCUUCACCUACUUCAUCUGGGAACUCAUCGAGUAUAUCUAGUGUGAGCGGUGAUGAUAACUUUCAAAAAAGAGGAUCAAUGAGAACGAAGCUAGAAUUUGUGAGGCAUAAAGUAGUUAGUGGAAGUUCAAGUAGUAAAUCAGAGUUGGGUAGAUAUCUUGCUGAAGAUGUUGAGCCAGAGACUGAUCAUUUUGAUAUAUUAAAGUGGUGGAAAUUUAAUGAGCCAAGAUUUCCUAUUCUUUCUGAGAUGGCUCGUGAUGUAUUAGCCAUUCCUAUUUCAAGUGUCGCAUCUGAAUGCGCAUUUAGCACAGGAGGUCGCAUUCUUGAUCCUUUUAGGAGUUCAUUGACUCCUAAACUAGUGCAAGCUCUUAUUUCUCUUCAAGAUUGGUAUAGAAGUGAACCAAUUCCAAUUAAUGUUGAGGAAGAUCUAGAAUAUCUUGAGCUACUUGAACUUGAUAUGGCUCAUAGUGGAAAUGAAUCUAGUAUUGUGGAUGUGUAGUUAUAACUAUCAAGCAGUAAGUAAAAUUUAAUUUAAAAUCUUUUUCUAUUAGCAUUCAACACUUGUUUUUCUCUUUUUUUCGUUGAGUUGAGUUUACUUUCUAUCAUAUAUCUAAAGAGUUCCAUUUUCUCUCAGGCAUAUUUAUAGUUUGUAUGUUAUUAUGGUGAACUGAUCGAGUUGGACUGCAGUGUUGUUGUUGGACUGCUGACUGCAGUG